AACGGGCCACGAGGGCGAACGGGCCGCGAGGGUGCAGGCGCGGAGUCCUACGACCCCGGCAGUGCGCGGCGCCUAAGACCUCCGGAAUAACCCAAUCUGCCGCGCUCGGUUCCUAGGCAAACGGAGCUGCGCCGGCCCUGCGCGGAUCAUGGCGGGCUGCGGGGGGCUGGCCCUGCUCCUGGCCGCCCUGCUGGGCAGUGCGUGGGCGCGGAGGAGCCAGGACCUGCAUUGUGGAGCUUGCAGGGCUCUUGUGGAUGAACUGGAGUGGGAAAUUGCCCAGGUAGAUCCCAAGAAGACCAUCCAGAUGGGUUCCUUUCGUAUUAACCCUGAUGGCAGCCAGUCAUUUGUGGAGGUGCCCUAUGCCCGCUCAGAAGCACACUUGACUGAACUGCUGGAACGGGUUUGUGAACAAAUGAAGGAAUAUGGGGAACAGGCUAACCCUACCACUCAUCGAAAGAAUUAUGUACGCGUAGUGAACCGGGACAAGCAAGUUAGUGAGCUGGACACGGAGGGCAUUCGAAUUGAUGGAGACAUCAGAGCCAGCCUCAAGUUUGCGUGUGAGAGCAUCGUAGAAGAAUAUGAGGAUGAGCUUAUUGAGUUCUUUUCCCGAGAGACUGACAAUGUUAAAGACCGACUCUGUAGCAAACGUACUGAUUUAUGUGACCAUGCCCUGCACAUAUCUCAUGAUGAGCUGUGACCCACUGGAGCAGAUCUGAUGGACCACCCCCUAGGAGGGGAAGAGGGGCUGCAAUACCUUUUAUAUGAUGUUUUUACUAAAAUGAACCCCCCCAAAAAAAGGAGAAAAAAAAAACAUGGUGCAAACUAAGUUGUGUCUUCCCACCAAUCCCUUUUAUUAGGUCUGGGAGCCUAUAGAAGAGGAACAGAGAAAGAAUUUGGGAAUUGGGAUAGAAUGAACAUGUAUCUCUCACGAAGAA
This is a messenger RNA of Antechinus flavipes (yellow-footed antechinus), 935 nucleotides long. RefSeq names its product canopy FGF signaling regulator 2 (gene CNPY2). Lineage: Eukaryota; Metazoa; Chordata; Mammalia; Dasyuromorphia; Dasyuridae. The coding region runs from base 149 to 697 and encodes 182 amino acids. The transcript is spliced from 6 exons. The record is from RefSeq and is a predicted model, not a curated record. Gene Ontology annotation, cellular component: endoplasmic reticulum.